CCAGCAGUGUUCUCUUCCCGCGCUCCUCAUCUCUCAGUCGAAGGAUAAUAUAGAUCGCAACAUUUUCACUCUCUCAGAUUUUCUUCUUCAAUCAGACUUCAGUAAUGUAGAGGAAGAACAGGCUCUCGGAUAACAUUGAUUCCGAUUAGAGUAUUUCUGAUAGAGUUACCUCUUCUAGUGCAAAUUUAGAUAGAUAAGUUAGACUUCUGCUAGGGCUUUUUAUUCAAUUUUUUUUCUUGAUUCAAUUUGGAACUAACAGAAAUGGAGGAAACUUUGGAGGGUGAUUGGUCAGAAAAAUAUAUUUCCUUGGAUGGUCCUAUGGAUAACAAGGGGUAAAUACAAGUUCUCUCACAGUUCGAGAAACUAAGAGGUAUUCAUUUUGAUUCAUUUCUUCUAUACACAUUUCAAAUGUAUAACUACAUCUUGAAUGAGUAUGUCACACUUUGUUGGAAAAAUUAGUCCCCGUGUGUCUCUGCGGAUUCUUGUCAACUUGAUCCAACAGAAAAAGUGUCCACUUCAUCUUGUUAGGUAUUAACCUGAAACUACGAUAGCUACUUUUUCUGACUCAGUAAUAUUUAGCCGGACCUCCUGCAGAGAUCAAAUCAAUUCAUUAAAAUUGGUCAUAUUUACUGGAAUAGAAGGUUAAAGAAAACCUUCUUUUCACUACCAUAAGAAUAAAUCAACUCUUUUUCCUCCAUACAAAUAUGUGCACGUUUUCAAUUUACAUAGCUUCCCUCUUGAAUCUUUUUGUUAGCAGAGGCUAGUAGGUUUUUGUAUUGAUGAUGAAAUUGAAUACCCUCUCUUUAAUGAUGAGGAUGAUUCCAUUCGUCGUCCGAGAAUAUCUGCUUGCUACUCGAAUGAAAGAACUGACUACUUACCAACAGUUGCAUCGAUCUCUAACUCCGACGAAGAAAUUACUUCUGCUGAUGAGAAAGUUAGCCUUCAUACACUGGGAAGCGUAAAAAGGGAUGUUGGUGGCACAUGGUCCAGAGCAAGUCGAGAAGCUGCGACAUUACUUAGUUUUAAUGAAAACUCUGGCAGGUCCUCAUCUGGAGGUGCCUUCGUGAAGGAAAACAAAUCCUCUAAAAGUGGUGGCAGGGACAAAGCCAAGCCCAAAUUUUCUUUUGGUUUCCAGUCAAGCAAGGAAGAUCUGCCUUUAGUUCUUAGGCAUAAGAAUGAGAAUGGGACAGCUUUGGAUAAUAUUCCAUUACCGUAUCAAUUCGAUGCUGCAGCUGACAGAGACAUGAACCAGUCAAUUGAUGGUACGAGGUGGGUUUCUCAUGGACAAGAAAUAGAGCAGACUGAGAUUCACACAGUACAAUCGGAACUGGUCCUUAAUUGUGUUUUUAAAGAGCAUUCAAUAAUUGAAUUUCUAGACUGCUUUAAGGAGAGGAGUGGGGUGCUGCAAGGAAGUUCUGAAAUGGAUAUUGGGAAAAGAGGAAGAAACCCACAGAUUAUUCCAAAUAGAAAUCCAUCCCCAUCGGGUGAUGGAAGGAUGGAUGGUGAUGACCUAAUUGAAGCUUUGGGUAAUCGACUUUCCAGUGAUGAUGAGGGGAACCCUCAAAGUUUCAAGUCAAAUAUUCCUUGCAGGACUAUGGUGGAUCAAUUUCAGGAAGCUUUUGGAACUGUUCCUGUGAAUGAUGAGAGGCCACACUUAGUGCUGCCUAGACUAUUGGGCGGUGGAUUGUUUGGAAGGUUGCAGCAAGUAAUUCAGAGUGAGAAGGAAAGGGAUUCCGAAUACUUGAAGAAUUUAUGUGCAGAAGACGGUUCAAAGGAUGAAAGAGAUUGCAUUGCUGUAAGAAUUUUGUCAAGGUCUCUGGAGGCAAAGCUGACUAUUUGUUCUAGCACUUUUAUUGGAGAUGGAGAGUUACACGCACUAAGAAUACAAUAUGCUAAAUAAAUGGUGAAAAAACUCUUGCUCUUGCAGCCCUUUGCAUUUUCAAGAUAUUUGGAAAUACCAUACAGCUCAUUUUCAUUUAAAAUUUUGCAACUUUUGAGAUAGAAGGCUGUGGAACUCUUGCAAGGUGUUCUGUAGUCUCUUUCACUGUCCUACAUGAUUGAAUGAAGUUUGAAGUUGGCUUGUGAAAUUUUCUUAGCUCCUUUUUGUAUUGUGAGGAAUCUGUUGGAAUCGAGCGUUUAGGUGGCAAACUGAUGACGUUGAAUCUGGUUGUUGGUUGUUCAUGAGCCUGAUGUUCAAACUGACAGUUAAACUGUUGUAUGAUAACAAAAUCUGGUUUAUUUAUUAGAUACAACAGUUUAACUGAACUGUGAUUUGUUAUUUGUGUGAACAAAUAUGAUUGUUUAUUCUAUACACACUCCUUUUAUGGUGGCAAAAAAUUAUGCUAUGCUACAUUUUGCU
Molecule: messenger RNA, 2359 nt
Organism: Olea europaea var. sylvestris
Lineage: Eukaryota; Viridiplantae; Streptophyta; Magnoliopsida; Lamiales; Oleaceae
Exons: 9
Coding region: 1244-1900 (218 amino acids)
Source: RefSeq, a predicted model, not a curated record